Messenger RNA from Spodoptera frugiperda (fall armyworm), 1478 nucleotides. RefSeq names its product putative nuclease HARBI1. Bases 344 to 1420 code for a protein of 358 amino acids. The record is from RefSeq and is a predicted model, not a curated record. Lineage: Eukaryota; Metazoa; Arthropoda; Insecta; Lepidoptera; Noctuidae. The transcript is spliced from 5 exons.
GGGGCCUAGACAAAAUCCCUUUUCUGUAAGCGUUAAUGCCAACAGAAAAAUCAAAUUGUAUGGAUUUGACAUUUGCUAACUCGAUGUCACGUGACUGCUGCUAAAUUGGUAGACAAAGUCAUUAUUCCUCAUGCGGAAAGGAACGUUGGAGUGAGCGUAAAACGUAAACGCCAAAAAUUUUCAUCAAAAUGGUAGACAAGUGGCACUUUUGACAAACGCUAGUGAUAUUUUGACGUUUCCGCGACACGCUCUGUUAGCGGGAGGUCGGUCCCUGACGCUAACUGUGAGAAGGAGUAAACAUUGUUAUUUUUGUUGUGAGUUUAAGUUAAAUUAAGUAGUGAAAAUGCAUUCCUUACGAUUAUUUUGGUCAGCAAAUAAUGAAGCAGCAUUGCAAAGACGUCAAACGAGAUUAGAUCGGCGUAAACUGGACGAAAUUGUAAAUAUACCAGAUUUAGAAUUUGUUCAUCGAUUUAGGUUAGACAAACAAACAUUUCGGAGUCUUUGUGAUGAUUUGCGGCAUUUAACCUCAUUAAAAGGCACCCGGGAGAUUAGCUUACAACUCAAGGUUUUGUGUACUCUCAGCUUUUUAGCUACGGGUUCAUAUCAACGCAUUGUUGGACUAUCGCAGCAUUUGGUGCAAAGAACUGCCAGUAGGUGCAUACGACAGGUUGUUGAUGCAUUGAGCCACCCAGCCAUUAUAAAUAAAUGGAUUGUGUUUCCGAGGUCGCCACAACAACGAGCCCAAAUAAGACUUGAGUUUCAGCGGCGGUUUAGACUCCCGGGUGUAGUUGGAUGCAUAGACUGCACCCACAUAGCAUUAGUCAAGCCAUCAGAAGAUGAGCAUUUAUAUUUUAACCGAAAAGGUUAUCAUUCAUUGAAUGUACAAAUGGUAUGCGACAGUAAUUUAAAAAUUAUAAAUGUCAAUUCAAAGUUUGGAGGAGCCACCCAUGACUCAUUCAUAUGGGCAUCUAGCAGAAUGGAAACAUUUAUGCGAGAGUUGCACCAAAAUGGAGAACAAGUGUGGUUGUUAGGUGAUUCUGGGUAUCCACAGCGGCCAUGGCUGAUGACUCCAAUAUUAAAUGCAGUUCCUGGCUCUGUUGAAGAUACGUAUACUCAGCGACAUGUACAAGCAAGGAACUGUAUAGAACGCUGUUUUGGAUUGCUGAAGUCACGUUGGAGGUGCUUGUUAAGACACAGGACCUUACAUUACCAUCCUACGGUUGCUGGGAAUAUUGUACUUGCCUGUUGUGUGUUACACAACAUGGCUUUAGAGGCUAAUUUACCUUCUCCACCUGUAAUGGAAGUAGAAGAUGAUGCGCAGCAUAAUAAUGCGUCUGACAGUGUUGGUGCUGCUAGCAACCAAAGUGAGUUGCUUCAAGGCAGGGCAGCACUUAGUAAUCUUUUGUCGAGACUUAAUUAGUGUGUAAUUUUGUAAAAUGUAACGUAGCAAAAUUAAAAAGGUUUUAUAUUCUUUACAA